Marmota flaviventris (yellow-bellied marmot) is the source of this 1421-nucleotide messenger RNA. The record is from RefSeq and is a predicted model, not a curated record. Lineage: Eukaryota; Metazoa; Chordata; Mammalia; Rodentia; Sciuridae.
UCUGCCCUAUUGUGUGGCUUUCCAGUGUGCUAGGCGGCAACUCCCAUUUCAUUCUCUACCUACUGUAUUCACACUUGUCUGUCCCACCAUUCCACAGGAAAGGCUCUUAGUAAAGUUCACGGGUUACUAGAUCCAAUGGACACAUUAUCUGCGGACCUUGCCUCUGUGUGUCAGCCUCCCCUCUCCACUGACAGCCUGGAUUUAGGCCCCCAUCAUUUCUCACUUAGAUGACACAGUAACCUCCUAACAGGUCUUCACACUUCCAAGCUUUUGUUUCUUCUCUGCAGGCAUGGGUUUGAAUUGGAACCUACUCCACAACCCAAAGGCAGCCAGCACCAUGUGGUUACUAACUGCCCUUCAUUCACCUAUUGAUGCCUCCCAAAAGAAGACUCGGCCAAUCUUCCCGCAAAGCUCAGCUGUUAUUCCACCAGCAGCCACUGGAGGGCCCCAAACAUCACUAUGGAGCUCCACAGAGGCCCAUCACCCACACUAGACAGGUGCCCAGCAAGCCUAUAGACCACAGCACUAUCACUUCUUGGGUAACACCUCAGUUUGACACAACAGUAGAAAGCUGUUUCCCAGCCCACCGGAAACAUCGUCACCAACAUGAAGCAAGACAUUCAAGCCGAAAAUCUACCUGCAAGUUUCCAUGUCUAACCUUUGAGAGUCCACAGCUGUCUUCCAGUUCAGAGACACUGGGGAUCCCCUUAGUAAAGGGAUGCCCCAAUCAAUCAGGAAAGGACAUUUCCAGAAAACCCUUAAUUCCAGUGCUCAGUCCCCAAAGCUGUGGGGAACUGUCAGCAAAUGCAUUUCAGAACUUUCCUUAUGUGUUUAUUCCGCCUGAUAUCCAGACCCCAGAGUCAUCAUCUGUGAAGGAGAACUCCUUUUCCCCAGAUCAGAGGGAAAACAGCCUUGUAAGCUGUGUCCUUCAAACUAGUACUCCUACCAGCCCAGAACCUGGACCUAUUCUGGUUAAAGACACCCCUGAAGAGAAGUAUGGGAUAAAGGUCACAUGGAGGAGACGAAGGCACCUGUUGACUUACCUCAAGGAGAGAGGGAAGCUGAACAGUAGCCAGUUCCUUGUAAAAAGCUGACUGGAUUUCUCAGACAUCAUGUUCUCUCAUCAUAGUCUCAGAAAUUGCUAAAUUUCAUGAAGUUGAUAAAGUCAUUUUUUCUGGUUUAUAACAGACUUUAUUGAAAGAAUAAAAUAGAAUAGUGCCAACAGAAAAAAUAUUUUAACUAGAGCCCUAGAGUAGCAAGGGAAUUCAAUUCCCAGAUUAAAAAUAUUUCAUAAACAGUUGAAUUUAGUGUCAUGAACUGUUCACUUCAUAUUUUUCUUUUAUUGUUUAAAAUUUGUAAAUAUCUUGCAUUAACUGUUUAAAAUGUAUGUAAAUAAAGGGUUACAGAAGGUUCUUAGAGAA